Hibiscus syriacus is the source of this 771-nucleotide messenger RNA. RefSeq lists its product as uncharacterized. Lineage: Eukaryota; Viridiplantae; Streptophyta; Magnoliopsida; Malvales; Malvaceae. The coding region runs from base 83 to 466 and encodes 127 amino acids. The transcript has 3 exons. The record is from RefSeq and is a predicted model, not a curated record.
AGUCAUAGUCCCGUUCAAGUCUAACACCGAGCACGAUUACUAUUCCAAACCAAGAAAUCGCCACGUAUUGUACUCCGACCGGAUGUCGAACUCACCCGCCUCCUCCAACGAAGGCGAUAAGCACCCCGCUAACAGCAAGGAGGCGGCUGUAGCUAAAACCGCUGGCUUCGUAGUCUUCUCGGGAAUCGCUAUGAGCAUCCUUAAAACCCUAAACCCCUUCAAAAAAGAGAGAGAUGCGACUUCACCAUCUCAACAGCCAGCGGUUGAGUCGAUUCAGUCCUCUCCAAUCCCAGAUUCCCCACCUCCUCUUUUCCCAGAACCCACUAUCACCAAGAAAGCAGGUGGUUUAUACGGAGCAAAAACUGCCAGAAUACUCGGAACGAGUGAUAGAUAUUGUGAAAUGAGAUACUCUUUGGGGUCUGUCCAGAAAAUAUGGGGUUCCAAUAGAUGCAAUCAAAGAGGCUAAUGGCCUUACAGGGGAUACCAUCUAUGCUGGCAAGAAGCCCAUAAUUCCAUAAAGAUGUUUGUAUCACCUCAUAUCAGUUCUUCAGUUUUCCUUUUCUCAGUAGGCUAUUAGGUUUGUACUUUUGCAAGUACAUUUGUCCAUUUAAUUAAUAAUAUGAACAUGAGUAGAUGACAUGAGACCUUAGAUUCAAAUAGAGGUAUGCUUGUAAGCUGUUCACGGUACUUCCAUUCUAAAUAUUGUCUAUUUUACUACAUUUAUUGUAUGUAUGUUCUUAUUGUUUAGGUUCUGAAUCUGCUCCUUGGCUA